UGCACGCACUAUACGACUGCAAUGCAUGUCAAAUGCUUGGCGUUUAUUGUGUACGUCCAUUUUUGAUGCGUUAUUAAACUUGUGAGCCCGACAUUGAGGCAAUUAGUCAAUGAUUUCAGUGUGACUGUAGCACGGACCGGAGAAGGAUGCAAAGAAGACGAUCAGGAGGAGCACCAGACUGGCGCAUGGCUGAGACGAUGGACAUGACAAAGGAUUAUUCACAUGUUCUCUUCUGGCUUUUUAGCUUGCUGCUUUUAAAUCUACACUGUCUUCCUGUCGCUUCACAAGGAAACAUGACGGAUGCAACCACAGAAAGUACAGUCACUACAUCCCCUUUGGAAACAACUUACACUACUGACGCAACCAUGACGUCUUUGGAUAUUAAUACCACCCCCGGGACCACAGAGUCUCAGACAGAAUGGACAACAGAGAUAAUAACGGAGAUCGAGAACGCUACAAUGUUCCAAGAAGAGCUGCACACGGAAUGGGUUACGGAGAUGGCAACGGAGUUGGAGAACAUGACGAUAUCACAAGAGGUAAACCAGACUACUGAAUCACCAGAAAAUGCUACAGAAACAUUCACACCUACCAUGGAAGCUCUUGUAAACCAGACCACUGAGUUAUCAGAAAAUGAUACAGAAACAUUCACGUCUAAUAUGGAAGCUCUUGAAAAUCAGACAGAAAGUGCAACAGACCCCAUGACAGUCACUGAUGAAUCAACUGGGUCUUCGGAUAACGACAGCACCUCCCUGCCUGUGAAUAUAACGACUGUGCCAUCUAUGACAGCGGUUGGACAAACAACAAUCAUUCCAUCGACCACUGAGUCGCCAAACCCAUCCAAAAAACCAACUGUUUCUGCUCAAAGCUAUAUCAUCCCAAUCUUGAUCUUCAUGGGUCUUCUUUUCCUUCUGACUAUCAUGAUAUUCAUCGUCGUACUUACGAAAUCAAGUAUGAAACGAAGUGUAUCAACCUACAAUCUCACUCCAGCCGUUAACGGCAACACCUCCCAGAUCGGCUACCGAAACACGGCCUACGACCAAGGCGAUGUGGCUGACGACACUGACGUCGAGUGCAGCAUGAGAGAAAUACGGCUGGAGGGGAAGCCUACGAACGGCAGCACUUUACAAAAUACCGAGGACUUCGAGGAAGAGCUAACGCCCCUCUGAGGGGCGUGGCCAAUGACUGUUAUAAUUUGGUUGUGUGAGCUCUGCUAACAAUUUUGUAACCUUGAUGAAGCUGUAUAGAGACCUUGCACAGAGCGCCCUCAGCGGGGACGUGUCUCUGUGCCUCUGUGAUACACAUGAGUAAUAUCUCACAUCUACUUUCAUUGUCAGCGAUGAGGGCGCUCUGCGUGCAAGACAGGUCUCGAGUCUCUUCUACGUCUUCAGAAGCCGUCGUCUAACACCGCAAGUAUCAUGAAAAUUGUGGGCUUUAAUUCCACCUGUUCCUUUUCAACCUGCCAGGGGCAAAAUUAAUCGCAAUCAGGGGAUGAAUGCCCCGAGUACACGUGCCGUACUCCCACCUCCUCGUUCACAACAAGACUGAGCGGGGAUGAGAAAUGCUACCGAUACGGCACGGCGCUCACGGUGGACUGCCAGAUUGGUUUCCCGCGGAGGGGAGAAGACGAUGAUACCUUUAUCGUCGUGUGCAAUCAGGAUGGCACGUGGACUUGGUCGGAUUCCUGUGUGAUAGACAUUUUCUCCGUCAUCAUCGUGUGUUUAGUAGCAUUCGUCUCUCUCGCCAUCUUCUUCGUGAUCAUGUACUGCAUUCUCACAAGGAAGAAGCCUGCAAGAAAGGGAGAUAAGAAGAGGAUUGUUGAGACCCCUCCAGAGGUUGCUUAGCAACGUUGACAACUACUAUUAAAAAGAUGGCUGUCGUUUUAAAAAGGUGGAAACGAUUGUAGUCUUAGAUGUUUUUAAGAAUCCAAGUCGUACUAGAUUAUUUUUUUUUCAAAUGGGCUGUCCGGUAAGUUCAUUAAUGUAUUCUCAGCAGCACAAUCACAUUACUUGAAAAAAAAAUUGAUGACGACAUCAUCUUGACGUAGAGGGCGGUAGAUAGACCGAUUGAAGAGUGUUUUCGCAAUUUGCGGUCCAAUCGUCGAAAUUCUUGCCCAUUGUUACUUAUUAAAAGGCUCUUUUAAGUUUACUCAAGCGUGUGGACGUAUGACAUUUGCAUGUGGCGUACGUGCCGUUUUCUUCGUCAUGGCAGCUUGGUGAGUGAGUUCUAUACUAAGGCAUACGUUGUGGUUAACUGCAAUUUCCAGCAGUUUGAUCGAAACUAUGGAGCUUUUGCAAAUCGUGUCCAAGAUAAUCUUAGUCUGUAAUUUUCUUGGCAAGUCCUUGAUAGUCCUCCAUCUUCGAGGCUGACCUAGCUAAGACUUUGUGUGUAAGGCCGUUAAAGUUCUCCAAUUGAAGCAGAAUUCUACAUCCAUGGUUCACCUGAAUCCACUUGCUUGCUUUUUUAAUUGACUAUAUUUAAAUUUCUACUUUAUUCGUAACUUUGGAAAGAAUGUUACAACCUGACGCUGCUUUUUCUCAAUGAAGGUUAUUCAUUGCAAAAAUGAUAAGACAUGAAUCUGGGACUGAGAAUCAUUUCCAAUUUCGUCAGGAAAUACUUAAAGCAUUUUCUUGACUCUCCAUAGACUUUGUACACAACCGCUGAAGUAGCGUCAGGCAACAUUCUUUCCGUAACGUACUUUACUGUAUGAAAUGUAAAUAAUGGAUUUGGAACAAAAUUGGAAAAUUGUAACUCAUUUGAUUCGAAGUGAAUUGGACUCUUUCUUUGUGCAUGCAUUUUCAUGUAUAUUAAGACGAUUUUGUAGCCUUCUUGUAAAACAUUCAGAUGUACCUCUUGAGUAUAUUAAAAAGUAGCUAUUAUAAUGUACAACAACAAUGUUACCAAUUUAAAACGUCUAGUCGAUUCGAUGUGUCAAAAUGACAACGUGCGUAAGGUCAAAUAAAACAAACUUGAUUCCAAACGA
Molecule: messenger RNA, 2980 nt
Organism: Patiria miniata (bat star)
Lineage: Eukaryota; Metazoa; Echinodermata; Asteroidea; Valvatida; Asterinidae
Product: mucin-3A-like
Exons: 13
Coding region: 147-1166 (339 amino acids)
Source: RefSeq, a predicted model, not a curated record